AGACCACCAGAGUCACGAAAAGUCCCUGCGACUCUGUCAUCUCACUGCGGUUACCAACCACGAACAAGAUCCACAGAAAAACAAGCAAAGUGUAAGCUACGGCGACACAAUGUGAGCUUGCUCACCACGGUCCCGGUGAGCAUCCUUCAUCCCCUGUAUACCACCCAUUUGCAAAGUCUCAAAAUCUUCCAUUCUGCUUGGCGUAAAAAUACGGAACUCAGUUCUGCCUUUCGCCGCGGGAGAUGGACGCACAACUUCAUGCUCGGGCGCAGGAACUUGAGUAUCUGCCAAGAGCAGAUCCACCAGAGCCCUUACCUCAUCACUUUUUGA
Molecule: messenger RNA, 330 nt
Organism: Pyricularia pennisetigena
Lineage: Eukaryota; Fungi; Ascomycota; Sordariomycetes; Magnaporthales; Pyriculariaceae
Exons: 2
Source: RefSeq, a predicted model, not a curated record